Molecule: messenger RNA, 606 nt
Organism: Eucalyptus grandis
Lineage: Eukaryota; Viridiplantae; Streptophyta; Magnoliopsida; Myrtales; Myrtaceae
Exons: 1
Coding region: 1-606 (201 amino acids)
Source: RefSeq, a predicted model, not a curated record
AUGGAAGCCCACCCGCUCGACUCUCCUCCUCAUUCCUCAAACUCACUCACCGAGAAUAAUGCAAAACAGGGACAAAGACCCUCUUCUUCCCACAUCAGCUCCAUCUACUCACUUCGCAAGAAGAUGAAUGCCAUGGCACCGAAGCGUCCAUGCGAGAAGAUGCCCAUAGCGCCGCUGCCACCGGUCCCGAAGCGGGUGUACACGGUGGACUACGCUGACUUCAAGGCCGUCGUCCAGAAGCUGACCGGUGCACCCACAACAGUGGCGGCACUGGCACUGGCACCGGCACCGGCCUCUCUCUGCAUGCUUCCUGAUGCCGGCCGCCGUCUUGCCGCGGGGGCCACCAUUACAAUUGAUGAAGAUGACGACGUGAGCUGGCCUUUUUCUGCUGGGAAUCCGGGUUUGAAGUCCAAAGUAUGGAUGGAUCAUGCAAGUGAAGAUUCUCAAGAAGCAUCGACAGGUCAGAGCUCCGUGACGGCUGAUAGCGAUCCGUUUGGGUUGAGCGCUGUGGCUUCUAGUCAGGGUUGGUGUUCGGCUGAUUACCAGGUUCUGAGUCCUGGGACCAUGGCGAUUUUGGAGCCAAUCAACUCAAUCCUCUACGAUUAG